AUGCCGGAAUCUCCUCCCAGUCCAGAACAGACGCCCGAGAUGAAGCCAACAGCGCCAGCUGCGAUUCCCACCAGCAGAAACUCGACUGCAGCCUCUCCGACUUUGGAUGAAGUGACUGGGACAUCUGUUGCUACUAGCACUGCUCCUAGCAUGAGUGAAUGGACAAAGAACCAUGGUGCGCUUGCCGGCUCGCCCAACCUGAUUAGUCUUAUGGGCGAGUCACCGCCUACUCAACCCUCGUCAUAUGAGGAUCACAAACCUCAUCCUGCCUGGAUACAGCAGAGAGCUGCCGCUAAUAACUAUGCUGUCUCGGCGUCGCCGCCAACUGCGGGUCGUCGGCCUUUGAGCUUUCAUAUGGAUAACCACUACCAAGGCCAUGAUAUUCGUUCUCAGGCUUCUUCACCUCCCGGUAUCAGGCGGGGCUCGAUGCAUUCGCCCUUUUCCAAGCCUCGCAUGGCAGCUAAUCCACCCCUGCCGCAUCAAGCACAAGCUCAUUUCUACGGGGCUCCAGAUCUAGAUCUUGAUCUCGGCCCGCAAGACGGGCUCAAGGCAGGCGAGCGCGGCUACUAUUUUGGUUUUGAUACCUGUCCUAGCUCAAAUCUUGUCCAUGGUAUCACUGGCAACAAUGUUGUCUUGGCUGGGUAUGAAGGUGGCUUGGAUGUUUACUCCGUGUCAAAGCGAGGUGUAGAGCCUCUUGCGAGCCUAAAAGGACUUCGCGGAGGCGUCUAUAAUGCCAAGAUUCUUCCCUGGACAAGUAGUGGAGAGGACAAUGAAGUGUAUCCGCUUGUCGCUGUCGUCGUUCACGGGCCAGUUUUGGCUCCACAAGUCCCGGAUAUAGUCGAGACACGAUACGAUGCCAUGGGCAGCCCCAAAAUGGAGGGCAUCGAUACGCCUGAAUCUGAGACGAGCCAGAGACCGAUCAGUAUGGGUAAACCAUUACCGGCGAUUGAGGCCUAUCAAACCACGGUUGAAAUCUAUUCCCUGAGAACAAACGCUCUGGUCGGGACGCUCUUACACGCGCCUCGGAUACCCAUCAAGUCUUCCGUCCAGAACCCAAUGUUCCGGAGCCCGCCACCCACUGGGGCCCUUCAAAUCAGGGCGGAUGGCGGCAGCAUCAUUGUUUCUUCAGGCACCACUGGCGAGUGCUGGAUCUUCCGGGACUACAAGAUUAGCGAGAAAGCUCGAGUAGAAUUUCGAUGUGUGGGCAAGCUAUGGACAAGCUUGCAGCAAGCUUUGAAGGGCGAUGCAUCUUCUGAAGAAAACCGAAGUCACAAUCCGAUCCCGCCUAGGCAAAGUCCCCAGAUGCCCAUUGUCAGUAUCUCUGGCAGAUGGAUAGCAUACUGCCCUCCAGCCCCCUCUUCGCAAAUAGCGCUCAAUGCCUCCAUCGGUGUCCCCAUUGAUGGCAGAGCGCCCGGACUCAAUACUUUGACAUCACCCGUUCUGCCUAGCGAAAGUGCUGAUUUAGACCAACCGUCGUCGAAUGGUGUUAUGAACAAGAUCAUGAGAGAAACCACUCAGGAGGUGAUCCAGGGUGCGCGAUGGGUCGGAAAACAGGGAAUGCAGCUUUGGAACAACUAUUGGAAGCAGCCAAGCCCACAGUCCCAAAGCCGUUCUCCUUCCGUGGGAUCGCCUCCAUGGACUGGACAAUUUUCUAGCAGGGCGGAAGCGUCACAGUUUCCUCCGACAUAUGGUGUCUCUGGUCAAGCAGUCACCAAGGAACCGGGCUUGGUAUCGAUUCUUGAUCUCGAAAGCCUUGCCAACUCAACUUCGAUUCAUCACAUUACCACCUUUAAAGUCCCGCUUGGAUGCAGUUUCUUGUCAUUCUCUCCAACUGGCUUAUCCCUUUUUACUGCUAGCACAAAGGGAGACGUGCAGACGGUGUGGGAUCUGAUGAAGAUCCAACACAGCAAGUCGUCGGCUCUUCAGAACGGUACGACGCCAUCAGGCGGACAUGCGACACGCGUCAGACAGAUUGCCCAGUUCUCCAGAAUGACUGUAGCCCGGAUCGUUGACGUGGCAUGGACCAAGCCAAACGGUGAGCGCGCUGCCAUGGUCACUGAGCGAGGCACCGUUCACCUGCUUGACAUGCCGUCCAGUGCUUACGUUUGGCCACCACCUCGACGCAGGACAAAGCCCCAAGAGUCCAGUCCGGCAGCAGCAGAGAGCACCUCGGCCGUCAGCAUGGCUUCAAAUGUGCUCACCUCUGCAUAUGGCGCCGCCAAACCAUUGAUCGAUCAUCGCCGCCGAAGCAGCUCCAACGCGCACACAGCAUCUAGCCUCAUGGGCCAAGCUGGAUAUGGAGGCAAGGUGUUGGCUGCUGGAAUUAGUCACUCUCUCGGCAACACUGCGACAGCCAUCAACCAAAUGCGCCAGAAUGCCGAGAACCGCGUCAGUCUACCUAUGAGCAGCCAAGCCCCGGGUAUCUCGUGUGUGUGUUGGAUUACGGGUCGAAAGUACCCCACGCUAUUCGUCGCUGGUGACGGUCUAGUGAGAAUGUUCCCCAGUAAAACUCGUCAGACUAAGAGCAGGACCUCGCGGGGCAGCCGUUAUAAGGACUUUAAGCUCAAGAGCUUGCCCAAUGAUGUCCUUGCACCUAUCGUCAAGCGCUCUAUAGAGCCAGAGGAAGACUUGGACUUCAACAACCCAGACUAUGAUGGGGGAAACACUCUCGUGCUGAAUCCCCGUCCUCGUCCUAGCAACUCUGAUCUCAACCCGGAGUCAUCGAUCCCCCAAGCAGAGAUCGAGACGAGUGCGCCAUAUCAGCCCUUCCAUACGGAUCGUCGGGUUGCUCUCUUCGAGACAAGCCAAGAGAGUGGACAGUCCCCACUCGCCACUGUGACACAAUUGUUGGAUGCCACAACGUUGGACGAUGCUCCAGCACCAUCCCGCAAGUCAAAGAAGAAGCAGCAGAAUCAAGGAGAGAAGACCGAGACCAGAUCGACCGCAUGGGCUUUUGGUCAAAGCAUACCCGCCAUUCAGAUUGAUCUCGGCAUCAUGGUGGAAGAAGACCUCACCAACAGCAGCAUUGACGAGCACCGUGCCUUGCCAGCCUCGGCUAUGGAACGGGUCAUGCAAGUUGGCGAUAACGACGAGCAGAUUGUCAUCACCACUCGUCGUCGUCGGGGCGGCAAUCGAUUGUCGGACGCUGACGAAGACGGCUUCUUUGAGGAUGAUUGCGAGGUUCUUGAUUUUGCCGAUCAGAGAGUCUGA
Pestalotiopsis fici W106-1 is the source of this 3210-nucleotide messenger RNA. RefSeq lists its product as uncharacterized. Bases 1 to 3210 code for a protein of 1069 amino acids. Lineage: Eukaryota; Fungi; Ascomycota; Sordariomycetes; Amphisphaeriales; Sporocadaceae. The transcript has a single exon. Gene Ontology annotation, molecular function: protein binding. Gene Ontology annotation, biological process: response to starvation; autophagy. The record is from RefSeq and is a predicted model, not a curated record. Gene Ontology annotation, cellular component: cytoplasm.